Molecule: messenger RNA, 1735 nt
Organism: Linum tenue
Lineage: Eukaryota; Viridiplantae; Streptophyta; Magnoliopsida; Malpighiales; Linaceae
Source: the annotation of a GenBank genome assembly
UGGUAAUAAGCCUUUUCUUUGUUCGCCGUUCACUACUAUUCCGGGCUCUGCCGGGGUUUGAACUUUGAUCUUCUCAUUCCUCGCUCGCGUUCCCGCUUUCUUGGUCGCCGACUCGCCGUCGCACCUCUUGUCGGUCUCCUCAAUCGCCAUUGUUUGCACUGUUCUCCGGUUGGCGAAACGAAGCAAUUUCGUCUUCUGUAGGUAUUUCAUUGCCGGGAAGUCGAGGGCUUCCUCGCAUCCUGAUCUGCUGUCUUUCACUUUCUUCUACUAAAGCCACCAAACGAUCACCUCCGCUAGAAGUACGUUUUCCCUCUCUCUGGUCUCUCUUCCUUAGAUUCCAAAACUGGAGAGUAAAAGGAAAUGCGAGCUUCCUGAAUCCGAAAGCUAACAGUGGUAUCAUUAGCAGUAGAUUUGAUUCAGGUAGACGAUAGAUCUCCCUGAUUGUGUUCCGAGAUUCCCCGCCUUUGAAUUGUUCGAACUCUCUCUCCUAGAACUAGAAAUUAAGUAAUUAACUAUCUGAAAGUUUGAGUUCAUUCAUUUUGGUUGGUUGAACUUUGAAGGGAUAUGGCGACCACUGCGUCAUUUAUCAUCGUGAGCCGGAAUGACAUCCCGAUAUAUGAAGCUGAAGUUGGAUCUGCUACUAAAAGAGAGGAUGCAGCUCAGUUGCAUCAAUUUGUACUACAUGCAGCGUUAGAUAUUGUUCAGGACCUCGCUUGGACCACUAGUGCCAUGUUCUUGAAAAACAUUGACAGGUUCAACGACCUGGUGGUAUCGGUGUAUGUUACAGCUGGUCAUAUCCUUUUUAUAUAUUGAUUCCCUUUAUCAUCGCCGUUGCUAGUAUCUUAAGUAGGUAGUUAUUCGCAAGGAUUAACUAGGCAAAGCAGGGAUAACUUUGUCUGCACAUAAUAUAACCCUGACUUAGUAGUUUCCUUGGUUGGUUAAAGUUUCAUGCUAGCAUGUACAGUAUACCUCUUCAUUUGUGGUGACUACCAGGAUCUGCACAUCAGAAUUUCACACUUGUUAAUGGUGACUACCGUAAUCUGUGCAUCAGCAUUUUAGAGUCUCUAAACAUGCAUACCACUCGAUCUGUAGUCCAAAGCACAAUCUAAUCUGUGCUGCUCGUGGAUAGAUAAGUCAGUAAGAUGCAUUACACUUAAAGCAUUCAGUAUCAGAUAUUUCCUUGACAUUUUCAAACAUACACGAUUGAUGCUACUUCAUGACUCCCGCAAUGAUGAUGGGAUUAAGAGCUUUUUUCAGGAGGUGCAUGAACUUUAUAUAAAGGUACUGCUGAACCCCCUCUACCUGCCCGGUGCCCGCAUUGCUUCUUCACAUUUCGACACAAAAGUCCGCGCUCUAGCUAGAAAGUACCUGUAAUCGUGCAAACCAUCUACUAAACGACGCAACGAGCGCUUACCAGACUCUCCAGGGUAAAACAUGGUCUACAUGUUACACAAACGCCUCGUUCAAUUUAGCCAGGGAGUUCCUCCUUACUUCUCAACUAGUGUGUUCAUAACGGAUUGAAGGUUCCAUUUGGUGAGAACCUGAUGUAGGAAGACUUGAUUUUGAUGUACAACCCCCCGGUUUUAUCCAUGGUAUCUUCAUGUUUCUCCUCAUGAACAACAAUGCUGGUUAUUGAAUGUUCAGCAUGUGAUUGUACAUUCUCUAAUGGUGGUUUUCCCACCUCACCUGUGACUCUGUUUGAUUGCAUUUGUUUAAUGGUGGUUUUGCUUCUGCC